Phycomyces blakesleeanus NRRL 1555(-) is the source of this 918-nucleotide messenger RNA. RefSeq lists its product as hypothetical. The coding region runs from base 1 to 918 and encodes 305 amino acids. NCBI's taxonomy places the organism in Eukaryota, Fungi, Mucoromycota, Mucoromycetes, Mucorales, Phycomycetaceae. The record is from RefSeq and is a predicted model, not a curated record. The transcript has 6 exons.
AUGAAAGUUCGUAGCUACAGUACAAAGACAUGGAAUGAACAUGCUCUUCAUCCAAAGACAGCCGAUCGUUCGACCGUUGACUGGAUUUUCUUGGUCGAUCUACUUAAUUUUUCAUUCUGGAGUGAUGCUGACAGUCAGGACGCAUCCGCACCCCAUCCAGACCGUUAUUCAGUUGUGUACAAGGGAAAGUCUUAUACUGGUUAUUGGUCCCUUUGUGCCGCUGUCAAUAGAGCUCUAGACAACGGAAUUCCCAUCACAGAUCCGAAAUUUUAUGGUCAAGAUGCAACUGACGAACAAUUGGCAACAAUAUUUGAAUCUGAUACUAAAGAAAAAGUGCCAAUGGUCCAAGAACGCAUAAGAGUCAUGCGUGAAGCAGGAAAUGUCCUGUGUGAUCGUUUUGAAGGUUCCUUUGUAAAUUGUAUUGCCCGUGCAGGUGGAUCAGCACAGACACUACUAUCUACAAUCGUUCAGAACUUUGGAUCAUUUCGUGAUAUACACACAUUUUGUGGAAGACCAGUUUCAAUUUUGAAACGAGCACAGAUUCUGAUUGCUGAUAUUUGGGCUUGCUUUGAUGGUCAGACGUUUGGUCGGUUUGAUGACAUUGAUUCAAUCACAAUGUUUGCAGACUAUAGGCAAGCUCUUUAUUAUCUUGGUGUUCUUCGCUAUUCCCCAGAACUGAUAUCCAGACUCAAACGUCGUGAAAAUCUACCCACUGGAUGUCCCGAGGAAGUUGAAAUUCGCGGAAACUCUAUCUGGUCGGUUGAGUUAGUCCGUAGAUACAUUGCUGAACACAACCUCCAAACCAGUGGACCCACCAUCAAUGCAAUCCUCAUAGACUUUUAUAUCUGGGACUUUGCUAAGGAACAUCAGGAUGACAUGCUUGUGCCUACUCAUUGCACACGUAGUUGUUUUUACUAA